GUUCCACUUGAUGAGAAAACAUUCUUAUCCCUCCAAAUAUAUAUAUACAUAUAUAUUUCUCCACCGGGAACUUUAAGCUUUUGAACUGCAGGCCAGGCAUAUAUACCCCUCACUGAACCCCACUAUGCCGGCAGCCACGAGGAGCUCCCCCACUCCUGCCAUCACUUCCAUCACACUCUCACUCUCGGAGCUCGAAACCAAACAACUCACCUCCCAUCACCUGCAAGAAGCUCUCGAAGCUCUCCAUCGAGAUGGCGUCCUCGUUCUCAAUAACGCAAUCUCAACCGCCCACCUCGACACUCUUAAUUCCCGGAUGGUUCCCGAAGCACAAACUCUCUACAACCGCUCAACAACACACCAUAACUUCGGUCUCGGAACAGGGAAUAUCCAACAAGACGCCAUCGUAGACCCUGACUAUAUCUUCCCCGACAUAAUCGCCAACCCAUUCGCAACAGCCAUCACGGAAUGCAUGCUCGGACCACACCCUCGACUGCGCUUCCAGAGCGCGAACACAGCGUUCAAAGCAGAGAAACGGCAGCCCGUACAUGUGGAUGUGCAUUUCGAUUUCCCCAAAAUGCCGUUCGGUUUCUGUAUCAACAUCAACCUGAUUGACGUAGGCCCCGAGCACGGAUCGACUGAGAUGUGGCUCGGGAGCCAUCUGGACACGAGCUGGCAAGCAGAGGUCGAGAAGAGCGGAUCAGUUAUCCCGAGCAAGAUCCUCGAGAGAAGAAGGAAAUUGAGUCCCCCGGUGCAGCCUACUCUCCCGAAGGGAUCUCUUAUUGUGAGAGAUUUGAGGCUCUGGCAUGCGGGGAUGCCGAAUUGCACGGAUGAUGUGAGGGUUAUGCUUGUUACGAUACACUUUCCAGCUUGGUAUAGAACGAAGCAGACUAUUUUGCUACCAGAGAGUCUAAAGGGGAAGGUUGAGUGGGGAAAUUUGGUGCCUUGUGUUGAGUGGGUAAAAGAUGAUUAUGAUUAUCUCCAGGGUCAGCAUGAUCAUGAUUUCGAUCUACUUCCUUGAUUGGAGAAGCCCGGUGGCACAACAAGAAACAUGCGCAAUAAUGUGACGAUAGAUGAUAUAAGAUGGAGAAAACCGAUCUACGUGUUUUCCAGAUCUGAUUCUGCGU
This is a messenger RNA of Hyaloscypha bicolor E, 1124 nucleotides long. RefSeq lists its product as uncharacterized. The record is from RefSeq and is a predicted model, not a curated record. The transcript has a single exon. NCBI's taxonomy places the organism in Eukaryota, Fungi, Ascomycota, Leotiomycetes, Helotiales, Hyaloscyphaceae. Bases 125 to 1018 code for a protein of 297 amino acids.